ACUAAAAAUUGGAAAUGAAUAGUUUCUGAAUGGAUAACAAAAAAAUCUCAACAAAGAGUUCCCUUUACGGGUGGAGGAAUGAAGAAAGGGGAAUUAAUAGUCCUCCUCUAGAUUUUUCUUUUAUGAAAGCUACUGCGUUUGAUGAUCUGGAAAACAAGAAUUUACAAGCAACGAGAACCGGCAGAAUACCAAAAAAAAAUCAGGAAAAUCGAUACCUAACAAGUUCAUUAUGGCUGGGUCAUAAUUCCAUAACCUCAACAGCAAAACUUCAAAACUUUGUGAAGAACGCUCUCGUGAGUUCAGAGAAUCUGAGUUGGCUGGAUCUUUCCUUUAACGCCAUUUUCGAUAUUGGAGAUGAAAUUGCGGAAUUUCCAAAUUUAAAAAUCCUCUACUUGCAUGGAAACAAUAUUUCGAAUAUGAACAGUAUUUUGAAAUUACGAAAACUACCGAAACUUAGAACUUUGACACUUCACGGAAACCCCAUCGAGUCAUUACCAAAUUACAGAUCAUACAUAGUCACUAUUUUGCCGAAGCUCCUAAAUUUGGAUUUCUCUCCCGUAAUUUCGGCUGAAAGGAAGAAGGCACUGCCCCCAGGAUUCUUUAAAAUUAUCAACACUUCUGGUUAAAUAAGUAAACAUUUAUUACAGAGACGCAAUAAAUUUCCCUAAGAACAUGACCGCAAUCCAGUGCCAUCGAAUCACGUAUUAUUAUUUACAGUUUACACAAUUGUUGCGGUUGAAAUCUGCUCAAUGUUCAUUUAGACACCAGAAGUUUAAUCUCGCAGCAUUAUGAAAAUUGUACUCUCGAAUUUGUAUACAAUGAAAAAAAUAAAAUAAAAUAAAA
Molecule: messenger RNA, 843 nt
Organism: Belonocnema kinseyi
Lineage: Eukaryota; Metazoa; Arthropoda; Insecta; Hymenoptera; Cynipidae
Product: leucine-rich repeat-containing protein 51-like
Exons: 3
Coding region: 30-626 (198 amino acids)
Molecular function (GO): protein binding
Source: RefSeq, a predicted model, not a curated record